AGAGCGGUGCCGACGCCAGCCACCACCACAUCCCUCCUCCUCCUCGCCUCCUCACCACCUCCCGUCUCCUGACUCCUCACCCCUCUCCCCUCCAAAUCCGCCGCCGCCGCCGCCGCCGCCGGGACGAGGAGGCAGGGGCUAACCCUAGGCGGCCCCGACCGCGAGUCCGUCCGUUCCGUCGAUCGCCCUGCCGCCGCUGCGGCGUAGGGUGUCCGCGCGCGCGUCUCGUCUCGUCUAGAUCGGAUUCGAUUCGGUUUUGUUGCGGGGGGUAGCGACGAUGGGGUCGCGGCGGUCGCGGCGCGUUUCGUGGGCCACCGGACCCAGCCUCUGCAAGGUAAGGCUGUUCAUAUCUGAGGAUUCCCCUUCUCAAGCUGGAUUAAGACCGCAAGACAAUCUCCAAGCAAAAGGUUCAACAUCCUUAACGCAUGCAGCUGGCCCGAGUUCAGAUGAUUCCCUGCCUCCGGGUUUUGAGUCACUGCAGCCAGCCAAUGACCUCAAAAUUGACAUAUCUCAAAUUCCUCUUAUUAGGUGGAAAUGCCCACCACAUAUAUUGCUGAACCCACAAUGGCACCUUGCCUCUGGAGAAGAAAGCAGGGAGAUUGCUGUACAAAAUGAGAGAAUGUUUGGAGUGCUUGAGGCUAUUUAUCCACGUGCAUCGAACAUUCCUCCAAACCCAUUUGUUUCUCCUGAUGUGAAAGACUCUCAUUAUGAUGACUCCGGAACCCCAUUGGUUCCUGUGAUCCCUGUCGAAGAUGAUGAUGCCUCAGAUCAGUCGGAAGGACCAUUGCUUGAUCAACCAAACGAUUACCAUCAGUCCGAUAACUAUGGCCCUGCAGAAAUCAAUGCGCUGCAAGUGUCAAAUACUCCAAUUACUCCUGCACAACAGCAGCCUGGUGGAUCCACUGGCGUUGAAGCUGAUGUGUUGGCUGCAGCUUCUGCUGCAUACACUGCAAUAAUGCAGAGCAACCAAAAGGGAAGUAUGGUUGACCGAGAUCUACUUGUUAAAAUACUAAGUGAUCCUGUACAAGUUGAGAGGUUAAUGAAAGAAUACAACCAAAUUAGAAAUGAACAAUCUACUAGUAGUUCAGUUGUUGCCCCAGUGCCACCGUGUCCACCCCCCCAAAUGACAAUGACUGCCCCUGCCUCAUAUUCCAAUCAUAUGACAACUUUCCAGAACACAAAUUCCACCCUGCCACCUCCAAUGGCCCCACGGCCAAUGAUGAAUCGACCGCCUCAAGGAUAUCCUCCAGUUCCCAUGAAUCAUCCACCCGGUUCUAGUCCAGCUAUGAAUAUUCCACCGGGUUCAAGUUCAGCUAUGAGUCAUCGACCAGGUUCAAAUCCACCUAUGAGUCAUCCACCAGGUUCAAAUCCACCUAUGAGUCAUCCACCAGGUUCAAAUCCACCUAUGAGUCGUCCACCGGGUUCAAAUCCACCUAUGAGUCAUCCACCGGGUUCAAAUCCAGCUAUGAGUCAUCCAUUGGGCUCAAAUCCAGCUAUGAGUCAUGCACCGGGCUCAAAUCCAGCUAUGAGUCAUGCACCGGGUUCAAAUCCAGCUAUGAGUUAUCCACCGGGUUCAAGUAGUUCAGCUAUGAAUUUUUCAGGUGCUCCGCCAAGGGCUAUCAACUAUUACAAAACCCUCAUCCAUCAGCAUGGUGGUGAGAGGCAGGAAUCAUUUGAACAACAUGGAAGGCAGUUUGGAAUGUACCAUCAAUCUGGAACUCCCCAAACUAAUGGUAUUGAUGCUAUGAACGGUGCUUCUAUGGUGAACAGAGAUACGAAAACAAGGCCAACAAGACCAUGUGCCUACUUCAACGGCCCGAGAGGGUGUCGCAACGGAGCUAAUUGCACGUUUCUACAUGACUCAUCUGCCACUUCAAGGCAGCAGGAGCAACAAAACGGCUCAAAAAGGAUAAAGUUAGACAGCAGAAUAACUGGUCGAAAUUGAGCUGUGGGCUGCUAUUCAAGUUUUUGACUGUUCUUUGGUUCAAUAUCUUUUCACAUGCACGGUUCAGUAAAUAUUGCAGACACCAGCUCCCUGUCCUGUUGACUCCCUCCCAGUAGCUUGCCUUCUCUCCUUUUUAUAGCCAAAAAGAUGUUCUGGAAGAAAAGGGAAAUACUUCCAUCUUAUAUUGGAGCUCAGAUUUUUACUGAACCAUUAUACACCCUUCUUUAUUGAAGCACUUAAUCGUGGCUAGUUUCAUGCUGCGCUAGUGGAGACUGUUCUGGUUUUAA
Messenger RNA from Triticum dicoccoides, 2232 nucleotides. Its product is annotated as zinc finger CCCH domain-containing protein 30-like. The coding region runs from base 278 to 1945 and encodes 555 amino acids. Gene Ontology annotation, molecular function: metal ion binding. The record is from RefSeq and is a predicted model, not a curated record. Lineage: Eukaryota; Viridiplantae; Streptophyta; Magnoliopsida; Poales; Poaceae. The transcript is spliced from 4 exons.